CACCGAAUAAUGAAGGCUGUUCCAACCGUCCUUGUGUUAUUGGUCGUUACCGUGGCAACACGCGCACAGUUUGGACUAUUUAACCCAUUUAAUCGCUUUGGCAGCUUUAGAAGGGGGCGCUCUCGAGGCUUUGGAGGUUUGGGGGGCUUCAACAACUUUAAUAACUUCAAUAACUUCAACAACCUUGGUUCAUUAACGGGUUUCGCGGCGGGACUCACCGGAGGAAACGGAAUCGUCGGCUUUGGUUUCGGAUUUCCAACAACUACCACGAACACCUUCACCGGGUUCAACGGAUUCAACGGGGUCAACGGAUUCAAUGGGGUCAACGGAUUAACUAAUUUCCAGCCGGGUCUGAAUGGUUUCCAAGGUUUCCCUACAUUCUCCGGUUUCACGGGAGGAUUAAACACUGGCGGCAACAACGUAUUCGGAUUCAACACCGGCGGCAACAACAUAUUCGGAUUCAACAACGGAAUUAACAACGCAUUCGGAUUCAACAACGGAAUUAACAACGGAUUCAACAAUGUAAAUGGCUUCGCUGGAUUCGGAAAUGGCUUCGCUGGAUUCGGAAAUGGCUUCAGUGGAUUCACCGGAACCGGAACUGGCACUGGCACAGGAACGGGAACCGGAACCGGAACCGGAACCGGAACUGGGGUUGGUCCAGGCAUCAAUGGAUAGACUGCUAUUGAAAAGGUUUCAAACUCUGCCUUGGAUGUCCUUGAAGUGGUACCGUCGCUAGUCAGGCUGUCUUUGGUGUAGACUCAAGAAAUAAAUCAAACCUUUUCAAA
Haliotis rufescens (red abalone) is the source of this 785-nucleotide messenger RNA. RefSeq names its product ATP-dependent RNA helicase glh-2-like. The record is from RefSeq and is a predicted model, not a curated record. The coding region runs from base 10 to 675 and encodes 221 amino acids. The transcript is spliced from 2 exons. NCBI's taxonomy places the organism in Eukaryota, Metazoa, Mollusca, Gastropoda, Lepetellida, Haliotidae.